AUGAAACUGAUUACAUUUGUACAAAACGAUGACUUGUGCCUUUUUAAUUUAAUGUCUGUACACCCGGUGAAUCAAUUUGUCACAUGUAAAGAAAAAAAUCUAUUACCAACUGAACGUAUAUCAAUUAUUCAUGCUGCUGCUUAUUAUGAUGCAAUCAACAUAUUUAUUUAUCUUGAUCGUGAGAUGAAUAUGAGUAUUCAGAAUAAAACUGACCAAAAUUAUACACCUUUACAUUAUGCGUGCGCAAACAACUCUAUUGAAGUUGCUACAUAUAUAUUAAUCAAAAACCCUCAAUUAGCUGUUCAAAAUUUUAGAGCAAAAUACGAUUUACUUUAUCUUGCGAUAAAUUCUCGAUCAGAAUACUUAGUUAAGCUCUUAUUAGAAUGCAAAUUUCAGCCUAAAUUGGGUGAUUGGAUGAAUUCGCAUUUUAUCUUCGCUUCCAAAAAAGGUUGCAUUAAUAUUUUAAAUUUAUUACUUCAAUACUCAUCAGAUAGGAAUGCAGGUGAAAAAAUUAUUAAUUAUGCAAUUCGUUUCCAAAGAACUUACAUUGUUGAUGCUUUAAUAAAAUCUGGAUAUAGAGUUGACAGUAUGACCCAAGGAAAAUUACCUUUACAUGAAGCUUUAUCAAGUCCUGUAGUAAAUCUCGACAUAAUAAAGCUAAUUGUUAAUAAUUCAUAUUAUUUUGAUACAAAUGAAAAAAGUUCUCUUUCAACUGUCCAUUAUAUAUGCAAGUCUAUGAAUUCUAAAGCCGCGAAGAUGAUAUUAAGGCAAGAUGUUGACGUAAAUCGCUUAGAUUUUGAUGGAAAUCCAGGACCUUUUUAUUGA
Trichomonas vaginalis G3 is the source of this 825-nucleotide messenger RNA. Its product is annotated as protein ubiquitination. Bases 1 to 825 code for a protein of 274 amino acids. Lineage: Eukaryota; Parabasalia; Trichomonadida; Trichomonadidae. Gene Ontology annotation, molecular function: protein binding. The transcript has a single exon. The record is from RefSeq and is a predicted model, not a curated record.